CACACACACACAGAUGAACAAAAUGCGCAUCAGACACAGUUUAGCUUGGCUGCUGCUUUUGGCAGCCAGCGUAGCCGCCGAUUGGGGCAAUGAGUGGGCGCCCAUGGAGGACGCCAGCGCCAACUCCAUGCUGGGCAAACGCUCAGCGGAUGCAAAGCCAGAGGAGGUGCAAGGACGCUAUGCUGUGCAUGAGUCCAGCUCAACACAAAGCAACAGCACAGAGAUCGAUACAGUCAUUGACCAGCUAAUCAACUCACGCCGUGAGGGACGCAAUCUGGGCGAAUAUGAUGCAGUCUAUGCUGAUGGCAACAUCGAUGUGGCACUGCAGGAGGGCAACGAUCUGCAGGCGCGCAAUCUGAUACGCGAAAAGCUCUGCGGCUUGGGUCUCAUGAGCUGUGAUGUUGAGGAGAAGCGUCCUUAUUACUCCACAAUCUAUGCGCAAGGUCCACCUCCAUCUAGCGGCUUUGGUGGCGGUCCUUAUGGUCCUGCCAAGCCUAUGCCACCACCAGGCUACUUUGGCGGUCGUCCACCCAUGGGUCCACCACCAAGCUCGCUGAACUCCUUCGGUCCACCACGCAAAGUAGGCUAUGAAGGUCCUUACAAGCCCAUGUCGGGUCCUUAUAGGCCAGGCGGCCAAUUUGGCGGCUCUUUCUUGGACGGCCCACCACCAUCUGCUAUUGAUGGCUCCGAUGGCAUUACAUACAACAAACCACCACCCGGCGCACUCAUCUACGACAGCAAGCCUCCUGGUCCCAUUUACACUGGUGGCUCCAACGGCCCAGUUUUCAAUGCUGGUUCCAACGGUCCAGUGUACAACGGCGGCAACGGUGGCGUGCCUCCUUACAGCUUUGAGAAUCCCGAGAAGCCACAAGGCGCCAACGGUUUUUACAGUCAGCAAUCGUCGUCGUCGUCAUCUUCAGCUACCAGCAGCUCCAACAAGGUGGUUGUAGGCGCGCCUUUGGAUGCGCUGCAGCAGCAUGUGCAUCAUCAUUAUCAUCAUGUGGAGGGCGGCGAGGGUGCGCAUGUGCCCAGCGUUAGCGUGCCCAUUGGCGGUGGUCAGUCCAUCAACACAGACUUUAGCGCCUUGGCUCAAUCUUCAGCUACUUACACGCCCCAAGCUCAAGCUAGCAACACUGGCUUCACCCAGAGCAAUGCCUUCAAUGCUGGCUUCAACAGCGCCUCCCAAGGUGGUCUGCUUAGCCAAGGCUACAAUCCCAAUCAGAAGCCCUCAGGCGGCAGUCUGGGCAGUUUUGGCGGCAGCUCUGGUUUGUCUCAGAGCUCUAGCAGCUUUGGCCAGCAAGGAUUUGGUGCAUCACCCAGCAGCAGUUAUCACAGCCAGAACCCCGAUUACUACAAGAAGGAACUGCAGAGCGGCGCUAAUGGUUACAAUGGUCUCUCCACUGGCUACAACGGUCAGAACCAAGCUGGUCAGUUCCAGGGCGGCUAUGACACUUCACGUCAGCAGAUUGUCGACUGCCAAUGUGUGCCCAUUUCUCAAUGCCCUGCUGCUGAUCGCAUUGGACGCAAAGAGGACUUGAUUCUACCCAUUGAUCCACGUAACUUGGGCAAGGAUAUUGAAGCGCUCAGUGAUGAUGCCAGCAAUAGCACCACCAAAGCUACAGCUGAGAAGAAAGCUGAUACUGAAGAGGAAAAGAAGCGCACGCGUCGUCAAGCUGAAGCAGAGAAGAAGCAAGAUGAUGACACUGGUGAUUUGUCUUUGGAUGCACAAGGGCGUCAGGGCACAUUGGGACAAUCGCCGUUGGCGUUUCCAGCGCUGCAAGCGCUCGAGCUUAUACAGCGCAAAGUGCUGCCCACUUAUGGCGUUAGCUUUGGCCUGCCUUUUCCAGCCGCAGGACAUGCAGGCGGCUAUCCGGCCAAUGUGCUCAACGACUAUUAUCCUGCGGCGAAUCCGCACUUUGGCUCUAUAGGCCCCAAUGGCCUGAACUUGGGCUUGCUCAAUGUUAAUCCUUUGGUUUCGCUGCAAGUGAGCAAAACCGAUUACGGCGAGAAGGUAGUGAAGCCUCUGGUCAAUCUGCAUGUGACGCCCAAUGAGAAUAUUAUACAGAAAGUUGGCUCCUUCUUCAAGCGCAAGCCUGCCGAGCUGCAUGCCACGCACUAUCAUCAUCAUGAUCACUUCAGUGGCUUCGAGCACGAUCAUCAUGAUUACCAUGAUCACCAUGAGCAUCAUCCUGAGCACUAUCACAGCUUUGAGCACGCUCAUGUGCCGCAUUUCGAAAGCUCUGCGCCUGGACCACACUAUAGCGUUGAAAUGCAUCCAAGCACGCCCAUAUUUGAAUACCACAGCGGUCCGAGCUAUGAGCCAGCUGAUCACCAUCCUCAUCAUUAUUCAGAAGCGAACAACUUUGAGCAUUCGUACAACUCAGUUUAUCCCGAAGCGGCGUCCGCUGCUGAUUUUGGUCCCAGUGGCGGUCACAGCUAUGGCGGCUUUAAUGAUUACGAGCCGCAGCUGGAGCGCAGCUCCAAUAUCAGCUCACCCGACUGGUCCUCGCCCAGUCGUCGCGGCAAGCAAUUAAACUUGCAUAACAUACCCGCUCAAGCGCCAGGCGCUGCUGAAGGCAGCGACUUUGUUAGCUUUCCACACGAUCGCCGACGACGCAGCAUUAAGGAUGAGCAAGAGUUUGAGUUGAAUGCGCAGCAGCGCGCUUACUAUGGCAAUCGUCCUGUGGAGAAGACCUGCCGCAUCAACGAAGUCUGCUGCCGUCGUCCACUGCGUCCUCAGGCACCACCACAACAGUUGGGACGCUGCGGCACACGCAACGCCGCCGGCAUUACUGGACGCAUCAAGAAUCCCGUCUACGUUGAUGGCGACAGUGAGUUCGGCGAGUAUCCCUGGCAUGUGGCUAUUCUCAAGAAGGAUCCCAAGGAGUCUAUCUACGCCUGCGGUGGCACACUCAUCGAUGCUCAGCACAUUAUCUCUGCAGCUCAUUGCAUCAAGUCUCAAAAUGGUUUCGAUCUGCGCGUGCGUCUGGGCGAAUGGGAUGUCAACCAUGAUGUAGAGUUCUUCCCUUAUAUUGAACGCGAUGUUGUUUCUGUGCACAUUCAUCCCGAGUACUAUGCUGGCACCUUGGACAACGACUUGGCCAUCUUGAAGCUGGAUCAGCCUGUGGACUUUACCAAGAACCCACACAUCAGUCCCGCCUGUCUGCCCGAUCAGUACUCUGACUUUACCAACGCACGCUGCUGGACCACCGGCUGGGGCAAGGAUGCCUUUGGUGAGCAUGGCAAGUACCAGAACAUUCUCAAGGAAGUGGAUGUGCCAAUCCUAUCGCAUCAUCAGUGCGAGUCGCAGCUGCGCAACACGCGCCUGGGCUACAGCUACAAACUCAAUCCCGGCUUCAUCUGCGCUGGCGGUGAGGAGGGCAAGGAUGCCUGCAAGGGUGAUGGCGGCGGUCCUUUGGUCUGCGAACGCAACGGCUACUGGAACGUUGUGGGCGUCGUCUCCUGGGGCAUUGGCUGCGGUCAAGUCAAUGUGCCCGGCGUGUACGUCAAGGUCUCUGCCUAUUUGCCUUGGAUUCAGCAGAUCACGCAAAGCUACAAAUGAUUGACAGCAGUCACCACGCCCAGUUAUACCGCCUACCAUGCGGCUGACUCGUCCAGCGAUGACAGCAUCAUUCCACCUGACAAUCACUCCAAUAAUGAUGAUGAAUUUGUUUUUCACUUUUAAGCAGCCAUUUUUAUAAUUUAUAUAACUCUUACCGUCACUCGUGUAUUUAUUCGAUCGUGUUUUUGUUAGCCCACUCGAGCUACUUAUUUAGGCUUUUGCUUACUGCUUUAUUAUUAUUUCGCUUGUUAUGAUUUUUUGUUAUUUGUUAUCUUUCCCACACACAAAACUCACUUUGUCGCACUUCUCUAUACGAAACAACUACAAAAGUGCCUUGGAGCACAUUCAA
This is a messenger RNA of Drosophila busckii, 3911 nucleotides long. RefSeq lists its product as uncharacterized. Lineage: Eukaryota; Metazoa; Arthropoda; Insecta; Diptera; Drosophilidae. The transcript is spliced from 4 exons. Gene Ontology annotation, biological process: proteolysis. Gene Ontology annotation, molecular function: serine-type endopeptidase activity. The record is from RefSeq and is a predicted model, not a curated record. Bases 14 to 3562 code for a protein of 1182 amino acids.